Messenger RNA from Marmota monax (woodchuck), 1723 nucleotides. RefSeq names its product phospholipid scramblase 3 (gene Plscr3). Gene Ontology annotation, molecular function: phospholipid scramblase activity. The transcript is spliced from 7 exons. Bases 40 to 1059 code for a protein of 339 amino acids. The record is from RefSeq and is a predicted model, not a curated record. Gene Ontology annotation, cellular component: plasma membrane. Gene Ontology annotation, biological process: plasma membrane phospholipid scrambling. NCBI's taxonomy places the organism in Eukaryota, Metazoa, Chordata, Mammalia, Rodentia, Sciuridae.
GCAUCUGCAGUCCGAGCGGAAGAGGAGGACACAGCGUUGAUGCCAAGGAGUGCCAAGUGCAAGGUCCGCGGCCCGGCAGGAAAGGCGGCCUUCACUGUGCGCAGACUCGCCUCCCGGGGUGUGAGGGGUGGGGCCUGGACGAUUGAGGGGCGGGGUCACGCCUUGGGCCCGCCUUCUCUAGCGCCUGUGAGCUGCCGAGUGCGCGGUCCCCGCGUUAUUCUGGGGGCUUCAGUCAUAGGCGCCGCCCAAGAGACCCUGGGCCGGCGCCGGGCGCAGCUGCCUCUCUGCGUUUGCCUGUCCGUCUUUGUGUCUGUCUCUGUGUCUCUCUGGCUGUCUCCGAGCUUGCCUCCACUUCCAGAACUAAGCCGCCCCGACACCUCCAUCCUGCGAAAACCCGACCCUUUCCCAUGUCAGAUUGAUCAGAUCUUGAUUCAUCAGAAGGCUGAGCGAGUGGAAACUUUCCUAGGCUGGGAGACCUGUAACCGGUAUGAACUGCGCUCGGGAGCUGGGCAGCCCCUGGGUCAGGCGGCGGAGGAGAGCAACUGCUGCGCCCGUCUGUGCUGUGGCGCCCGCCGGCCACUGCGUGUCCGCCUGGCAGACCCUGGGGACCGUGAGGUGCUGCGCCUGCUCCGCCCGCUCCACUGUGGCUGCAGCUGCUGCCCCUGCGGCCUCCAGGAGAUGGAAGUACAGGCUCCGCCCGGCACCACUAUUGGUCACGUGCUACAGACCUGGCAUCCCUUCCUCCCUAAGUUCUCCAUCCAGGAUGCUGAUCGCCAGACAGUCCUGCGAGUGGUGGGGCCUUGCUGGACCUGUGGCUGUGGCACAGACACCAACUUUGAGGUGAAGACUAGGGAUGAAUCCCGCAGUGUGGGCCGCAUCAGCAAGCAGUGGGGAGGACUGCUCCGAGAAGCCCUCACAGAUGCAGAUGACUUUGGCCUACAGUUUCCACUGGAUCUGGACGUGAAGGUGAAGGCUGUGCUGCUGGGAGCCACAUUCCUCAUUGACUACAUGUUCUUCGAGAAGCGAGGAGGCGCUGGGCCUUCUGCCAUCACCAGUUAGAGGCUGCCUCUGGGUGAGGAGACCAUCGCCUCAACAAGAAUUCAAGAUGGUCCCCUGCCCUGGCCUGGCCCCUCCUCAGAGGCAGCCCCUUUCUUCCACGUACACUGCAGGGAACAGACACGGGUGCCUGAGUGGCUGGGGGCAUGAUGCCCUAUCCUUACCCUCUCCCCUGGCCUCCUUCACCUGUGGCUCUGCAGAAGGGUGUGUAUGAGAGCCCUACCCUGCUGUCUCCUACCACUGUCUCCCAGCAGUCCCUUUGCACACAGGCUUUCAGACUGUCCCUACCCACUCCUUCCCAACUCCUUCCAGGGUCUCUGUACCAGAAGUGGCCUUUGGAACCCAGGGCUUGGAUUUUACAACAGGGCUGGCAGGGGAAGAGCAAGUAGCACCAAAGAUGGCAGAUAUACCACUCUUCCCCUGUAUCAGCUUGGCCAAUUCAGCAUUAGGCUGAACUGGCACUUUGAGGGGAUUCCUAGUUCCCCGCCAACAGCUGUAGAGGCUGGGCUCCAGUGCCAACUUCCUUUCUCCCUCGGGCCCUGCCCAUAGCUGGUGCUUGCUGCAGCUUCCUGUGCCUUAUUUAACCUCCACCCCCUUCCUUCCCUUGCCUAGGAAGGAGGCUGCACCUUUGUAUGUUGUAUUCAUAUAAACUUUGUAACUUUUUGAA